CCACCAUGAUGGAAAAGACGCAGCAAUUACGUCCAUAAGCUAUCUAUAGUGAAGAAAAAUUAACUCAAGCCUAAGUUUUUCUUCUAACCAUGGAAGAACUUCAACAGCUCGAACAAUUAUCUCUUGUAUCUAAGAUUUGUACUGAGUUGGACAAUCACUUGGGUAUUAAUGACAAAGAUCUUGGUGAGGCUAUUGUAUCUUCUACUUUAUAACUCUGUAUACGUUAUUAAUUUCCUUUUACGAUUUCAAGUAACGUUAAAAAAAAUUAAAACUAUAAUAAACCAGAGGAUGUGGGCGAGUUUACGUGGUUUAGAUGCAUAGAUUUGGACAUGCCGAGCUUAAUUAGGACGAAGUAUACGCCAUUAUGAUUGGUUUAUACCUAUGUUCAAUUACAGCUGAAGGACGUGGAAGAUACCAGUUGUACGUUAACAACCUUUUUGCUUCUUUUUUUUUUUAUGGAACAAAUACCUGACGUGUUGCCAUGCAUCUGCUCAAUAAUUGAUCACAAAAUAAUUCAAAAUGUGAACAACACUGACACAUACAGCUGCACAAAUUGUUACUUUUUUGUCCACGUCAUGUUUUUAUGUGAUCUGUGAUCUGUUACAGAAUUGUUAUAGAAAUAUGAAGAUAUGGAAAAUGGUUGCCCCAGUCAGGAAAGUCAAGGAAAAAUAUAUAUUCUUCUAAACUCAGGGAAAAGUUAGCUAAAAUUUGUAUGUAGAGUGCAGCUCAAAGAGAAGGGGAACAAAUUAUGGGCAUUAACUCUAGCUUCUCUCAUGCUCUCGAAACUUUGUAAGUGCAUCCAUAACUUGAAAUAUACACAACUAAAAGCGUGAACUAAUUAUUUUAUAACAUAGCAUGCAGACACAAGUUGUGCAUGACAAAAUAGUUUAUUACAAUUGUGUUGGGUGUACCAGGUAAUCCUUUUCGACCCCAAAACUAUGAUUAAACAACAAGGCAAAACAAACCAGAAACAUUUUGAGACCAAAUAUUUUUGCAAAGCAUGGAAAUUUUUCUGUGCAGAAGUUACAAACAAACUAAUUUCUUUCAUGUAUGAGACCACAUGACAGAUCUAGCAUACUUGAAUCCUUGUUUAUGAGAAUCUCCAUUGAUCAUGUUGAGUUUCUCUCAGUGUUUGUUGAGAAGUUACAGUCAAACUCUUUUCACCAUGGCCUUCUCCCUGUGUCACAUGCUAAAAAAAACUUAAAUUUUUGUUAUAGAAGAAUAAAUUGAAUUAGUGAACUGUUUCAAAUAGAGUUGAAGGAAUUAUUUUCUCAGUUCUUCCUGUGAUGCUACAGAAGUAACAUUAGGUUUAAAAAAAAUUUUCUUUGCAGAAAGAAAAUUGUAAGGUAUGACUGGUGCAUAAUGAAAAAUACUAACAAAGGUCUUUGAAGAGAGAGCAUUUUGUAGUUUGAAUCAGCAAAAAGUAACAUGGAUGGUUUUAAGUGGCAAUUGGAUGCCAUUAUCAGGAUUCAUUUAUGAGAUUGUUAAUUCAGCUUGUCAGGGAAAUUUAACACUUUUCAGGGUUAAAUCAGGGAAUUUUAAAAUGGUAUUUUUAUGGCAACCAUGAGAAAUCUAUUUUUUGUUUAUAGACUUAAAUAUGGUGUUUCAUGGUAAAAUUGUAAUGUUCGGUAUCCAUGUAAACUGAAAUGAACCAGAUAUUUCUACUGGCCAGGGGACCUUUAAAAAGGUGGAGAAAUCUAACAGAUUCUUGAUACUGAAAGUAACAUUAAUCCAAGAUAAUGUUGUUUAGUUUUGUCACAGUGCUAGCUUCACAGGCAAAACACAUGAAUGACAUUCACAUGGUUUCACCUGACAAAGAAGAUUUUACUGUAAAUAGACAGAACCAUAUCAGUGUUUCACCAUUUCUUCCAAUGCACUAAAAAUCUCUUGGACCUUAGGGUAUCAUAUGUAUCGUAGGAGGAAUUUGCUACAAAAUAAAGAUCUAGGCUUGGUAAUAUGAAUGUAUGCCAAACAUUACUCAGCCUGUGGUGAAAAGAUUUUCUCAUAUUACCACAAUUCAUUGUUGUCACUGUAGCUGAUCCUGUUGCAAGACUGACCAUUCAGUGGUAUGCUUUCCAAACUUUUUGAGUAAAUGUGCAUCUAAAGAUUCCAUUUUUAUCAGUUAUAGAUGCAAUGUAUUUUUUCAACCUGUUUUUCUUUCUUUUUGAUCACUUAGCUGAGUUUAUAAUCAUGCUGGGAGAAAGGAACUCCACUGUUGACAAGUUUCAGGCAGCUCUAGCAGAAAAUGGUGCUGAAUUUCCAGUAAGUGACAGUGCACUGUGACAGGAAUGUUUGACAUGAAUUGAAACCUGUCAAGGAUGUCAUAAUUAGCAAGGGUUAUGGCUUUAAAAGUGCCUUGACGUGCCAAACAAUUAGUCUAGCAAAUGCAAACAAACACAUUACUGCACAUUACUUCAAAUAGUAUUUAAUGGGUUGGUAAGUUGCUUUUAUGAUGUAAGCUUAGACUGUAAUAUUUAGUCAGUAAUGCGCAAAACAAUUCAAAGCUUCAACAUCCCUCUCUCCCUGGGCAACCCAGGGGCACUUGACUGUCAUCCAUGCCUUGGGAGUGGGGAGUCUGAACCUUUUCUAGGUGGGGUUAGGCUGUGAUUCAAACCAAAAAAGGCAUCCUUCUUGCAUAAUACACAUGUUUAAAUGGAGGAGUUUAAGAGUCUGGGCCCAGUUGUUCAAAGACCAAUUAGUGCUAACCCAGGGUUAAAUUUUAAUCCAGGUUUCUACAUUUCUCUAUUCAAAAGCUGUUUUGGAAUAAUUUUACCCAUUGUUUUUAGAACAUUCAAUCAUCAAAUUGUAGUCAAAAAGAAAUAAACUGAAUUUGUUCUUCAAGCUUUCAGAUCUGAAAUCAAAUUUCACACUAACCACAGAUUAUCUUAACCCAGCUUAAACAACUCGGACCUGCUUUUUUGAGCGAAUGGAGUAGAAAAACAAUUUCACAUUUAAGAAUGAUGCAGCCCAAGAGCAGCACCAAAAGCUAAUACAAGACUUUGCAAAAUUCUUAAGCAUUUGUUGAUCACACAAAGUAUCAUUCAUUAUAGAAUGGGACAUUUGAACAAAAUUUUGGCCCAAGCUUCAAAAGUUCAAGUUCCCAGGGGUUUGCUAAGGAUUUUGAAGCUUUAAAUUGAUUAAAGCAGAAAUGAGUAGUCUCUUCACUUAAUGACCAAGAAGUCCCUUGAUUGAUGGAACUGGCUCACAACCCUGAACUAUACAUGCACAUGUAGCCAUAACUUUCAAUUAGUUUGUAAUAGUAGAACUGGGGCCUUUUCAAGACUUUUUUUCUAUGAAAAAACUUAAGAUGGUGGAGCAUAUAAAUAGAGUAGUAAAUAAAUGAAUAAAUCAAUGGAAAUGGUGGAUGUCUCUGAAUCAAAAUCAAAGAUGGAAGACUGCGCCUUAGACUUAGGGAAUCUUGUUUUUGCCAUUCUUUCACAAUCAACAGUCAUUUUUGUACAUUUAGUUUGUUUUAUAAGAGUUCUUUUUAGAAGAACAUAAUUAUUGUAAUUUUGCAUGUGGGCAGGUACCUCUUCCCUUGGGGCUAGAAAUUCUUGUAAAACACCACAGUUUUUAUGAUAAAAAAAUUUCAUCAAGUUAGUUUGACUCAUUUUAACUUGAAUUCCAUUCUUACCCAUAACAUACUAACAUAUCUUUUAAUGCAUGAAGCCCUAUGAAUGAGAGAGUGCUAAUAAUAAUUUUGUGCUUGAUGCCGUGGACAGAAGAAAAGUCACUGGUAUGCUAUUUCUUGAUAUAUCCAAGGCGUUCGACUCUACAAACCACAAGAUACUCCUGGGUUAAGGCUUGAACACAUAGGACUAUCAGUGAGAAGUCUGAGGUGGUUCAAAUCAUAUCUCUCAAACAGACAGCAAUGCAUGUAUAUAAAUGGUGAAGUAACAGAGACUCACCAUGUCAACCUUGGCAUGCCUCAAGGGAGUAUCUUAGGUCUACUUCUAUUCAGCAUGCACAUUAACAGCCUAUCAACUACUGUAAUUAGGAGUGAAUUGAUAUUGUAUGCAGACAAUGCUGUUCUUAUGGUUGCUGCAUCAACACCCCAAGAACUUAAUGAUGCCCUUCAAUAUGAUUUUAACCUAAUCUCCAGCUGGUAUAUCAACAACAAAUUAACACUUAAUGUAAAGAAGACUUAUUUGAUGCUGGCAGAAAGCAAAACUAUGUUGUCUCAAUUUGAUAACUUUCUAUUUUUUUCUGAAUUGAUGUAGGGUAAGUAAAUGGUGUUUCAUCUAUCAAGUAUAUAGGGGUAGUGCUGAAUGAGAAAUGGAAAUGAAAGACACAUAUUAAUAGCCUCUUACCAAAAUUAGGGCAUCGCCUUUCAGUGUUCAAUCAAUUCUAUCACAUGUUAGAUAAGAGAAGUCUCACUGCGUAUUUCAGUGGCCCUGUCCUACCACAUCUCUAUUAUGCAUAUAUUGUUUGGGGAGAUCAGUCAGGUCUUACAACACAGAUGAAACAGUUGCAACCUUUUCAAAAUCGCUUUGCAAAAAAGAUUGUAAAGGUAAAAGUGAGUCAGCUGAGGCCCUGACAUUGUUGCAGUGGGCCCCACUGCAUGCAAGGCAUUUAGCUCAUUAAUAUUGUCUUGUACAAGAUGUAUUGAAGGGUUAGAUCCCUGAACAUCUUCAUGUGUUCAGUUCUACAAUGAGCCAAGAUCACAGUUAUAAUAUCCAAAAUGGUGUCAUGCCCAAAGUCAGCUGGCUAAGAACUGAAUGGGGCAGAAAAAAAAAUUAUAAAGCAAUUAACUGUAAUAAUAAUUGGACCUUACUGCCAAGUGAGCUCAAGAGACUGAUGCUAAAAAUGAUUUUCAAACACAAACUGAAAGUUUUUCUAUUGAACUAUGUUAACCUCUAAUUAGUAUUUUUAAUCUUAGUUCUUAGUUUUAAACUUUAGCUUGAAGUCCUAGUCUUUUUUUUCAUAUAAUUUAUUUGUAAAAAUUUUAUAAGGACCCUCCUGAAAACCACCUUUGGGUGAUUGGAGGCCUCCUCUUAAAAUAUUAUUUUAUUAUUUUAUUAUUUAAUGUGCCCCACACAAAAUUCUUAAUCAUGGUUUAAUAUUUCACAAUGCAUAUAACUGACCAGAUGGAGGAUUGAUACUAAUAACUAUCAGAUAUUGGAAAUCAUUUUGUGAAUGUUUACUGUUCUAGGACUCAUUUGCAUCAAACUUGUUGAGACUGAUUCAAAAAAUGAAACCUAAGUUGGAAACAUAUGAUGAUAAACCAGGUUUGAAGUUACAUGUGUAUUGAUUCUUUAGUGUAUUCCUAAAGCCUAUGAUGUUACAGUACUUCUUGAGGUUCAAGCUCUUCCAGUGGGGCUUACAAAUUCUAGCUACAGAAUCAAGCCUUGUUGCUAACAAUGUAGAUAUUAAUUUAUUCACUGGAAGGCUAUAAGUUACUCACAGUAAGCUUGUUUAUGUGUACACUGUGAGCAAUACAAUGUUAUACAUGGAUAUACAGGUCCUAGUUGCUCUCCAAGUUUUCCAUCCUUUUUCUUCGGUGUGAUCAAGACCCUUGCAUGUGUCCUUCAUUAAGAAAUGUUUUAAAGCACUACUUGAAGUGUAACCAUCAUAAACUAUAUGGUUCAUAGUUUGGCCUAAAAAGAAGCUGUAGAUAAAAUAGCAAUGCUUUGUUUGGCAUGAAAGCAAAAAAUUGGCCCUAGAAGGUCUACCAUGUCUUAAAUACAAUAUUUUUAAGAAAUAUGUGUCAGUGCACUCUAUACCUGGUUUAGAGUACACUCUAUAGCUAUGUGUUAUUGGCAAUUCUACAGAUAUGUACUUGUAGAAAGCUAAUUGAAAUUAGCAAAUUUACUUGUUCUAUGAUCCCCAGAUAUGUCUGUUAAUGAAAACAAAGUAACAGCUGGUGCAGUGGAGAUAAAAAGAAAGGCAUUCCCAGGACUUUGCAUUCCAGAUCAAAUGACUGAAAAUGAAAGAAAAGUAAGUGAAAUGUGCUAGCAAACAGACAGUAUUGAAUACUCUAUUAACUUAAGGUGAUUCCUCAGGAAAAAAUUUUCCAUUCCAGCGAAACUGUUUAUUUAAAAUAUUUUUCCAUUCUUUUGUUUAUUCCUGCCUUGUUUAUUCUAAUGUAAUUUGUCACUUACUAUUGUAUAUAUAAUGUUCACUAUCUUGUUAUAAUUAAUUUUGCAUUUGAUAAUGGUGACAUGUCGUCGCCAAAACGUCAUGUUUUUAUGUCGCUACUCUUUAUUCUAAUAUAUAUAAUGUUCCUGACAAAUGUUUGUUUCAAAAAAUACAAUUAGGAGAUAGGUUGCUGUGUUUGUGUAGGAUAUAUGAUGGGCCAACCUUACCCUAUCUAUGCCUUUACUGAUGCUAAACACACAUGUCAUUUUAUCAGCUCACAGUGCAUUUUGCUGCAGUUGGAAGUAAGGGUUUUUAAAAUAAUGCUUGAAAAAAAAAUUGAUUGGUAGAAAGUCUGGAGCGUAUGAAACAAUUUAAUGUGUAGUUUGUGGGAAAAUCUCACAAAUUUAAACAACAUUGACUCAAAGCAUUCCUUGAGUAGUUCCUUUCAUAGUCAUAAUUUGCAUCCUCAAGUAAGGAGCUUCUUGCACCCUUCUAGCUUCAUCUUUUAUUUCCCUUCUAAGAAUUUUGUUGUAAUUUCUACAAUUUAAAGGGGAUAAUUUGUAGACCAAAAUUAUGCACAAAAGUAGAUAAGUCACCGUGCUCAUUCAAGAGCUACUUCUUUACCUGGUCCAUUUACCAGAAAACAAUACCAUGUUCUAGGAAUGCAUGUGGCUCAUUUGCCAGAUUAUGUAAUUUUUAUGCGCAUUAUAGGAUGUGCAGUGCAAUACUAAAGAAUUACUUUAAGUGUUUAUUUUGUGCAUUUUUGACUGUUUAAAAUUUUCUUUUUUUCAUUAUCCUUGUGUGGUUAGGGCUUUGAGGAUGAUGAACAAGUGGCAUCAUCAGCUUUAGGGGAGGUAGGUAUAAUUUGUAAAUGACUUAAUUUAAAAGCCUACCUUUUAUCUGCUGUAAAAUCCAAUUACUCACUUAAGUACAUAUACUUAAAUACUAUGACUGAUUGUAAUGUGGUAAAUAUAAAGAGAGUUACCAGCAAUAGCUGUACAUUUGAUUUAUUACUUGCUCUGGUUUUGAAAUGGUAAAUAGCCAACGGCACUUGUUGCUAUGACCAAUUUCAAAUCCAACAGAUGCUAAUGGAAUAAUUAUUCUAAAAAACUCUUCACUUCUUGUUACUGUGGUGGAAAUUAUGGUAAAUGACUUCAAAUUAGUUUUACUUAAAAAUGUUUGGUAAUUGUGAAGAAGAGCUCCCCAAAAAACCUGUCGGCCAACUGUCGGUCAACUGUCGGCCGACAGUCGCCUUCCAAUGCGAUUCUUAGAUUGUCUGGUGUGUUGUAAAUUACGCAAGUGAUAUAUCCUAUACGCAUCUGAUAACAACAUUUUGGAAGAAAUGUUUCUUUACAUACUUUCAACUUUGCCGUCGAUUGAUAAGUAGGUGAAGUCUGUCGAGUCAUACAUCACCAUUACGGAUUGUUGUCACGUUAACUGUUCGUUUUUAACACAAUUUUUCUUUUUCCUUAACCUGUCGGUAACCUGUUGGUUAGCUGUCGGUAGACUGUUGGUAAUCUGUUGGCCGACAGUCGGCCGACAGGUUUUUUGGGGAGCUCUUCUUCACAAUUACCGAUUUUUAAAAUGACUGAAGGUUGAAGUGACUUCUGACCUCCAAAACCGUAACAACAGUAACACUACCAAUGAUUAAAACAGUAAUGAUAAUGAUAAUAACUUUUUUUUUUAGGAAUAAAGACAAAAAUCUCUACAUGGCAUGACAAUUUAAAACUGUACAAAAGACAAAUUAAUCUGAAAUAAAUGAAAGUGAUGAAUAAACAAGGAGUCAACUGAUACAUGAAAAUAAGAAAUACACGAUUAAUUUUCAGUAGCUUUGAAAAGAAGCAUCUUUAACCUUUUCUUACAAACAGGAUAGGGACAGACUCAAUUUAAUGUCUGUUGUAAGACAUUCUAUUGGCUGUGGGAAGCAGCUGAAAAGGCCUGUCUCUUUAAGUUUUCAAGCAGGUCUUAUUUAUUUAAAGUGUCUUUGCAAUUGCUUCCAGUUCAUCAGUUAGAGGGAAAGUUAUGCACAGUUAAUGAACAUAUUUUGCUGUGUCAGCUAAGUCUCAUAAAAAGUGAUUUUUGGUAUUUGAAAAAGAUUGAUGAAGCUUUAGUGUGGAAAUGCAUAUUUGUAAGAUGACUGUUGGUAUUGUCAUGAAAUACUAAAUAAGUGUCUGACAUAAUUUUACCUCCUACGUGACAUGUACAUUUAUGAGUUAUUUACACUUUCAGUUAGAAGCUCUGAUGUCUAAGGCUAAACAAUCAACCUCACAAACUGACAGGUGAAUUACAGUCUACAAACAGACUAUAAUUUAUCUUAUCUUGUUAAGGGUAGUUAAUUAGUGAUUACACCCUUGUGAUGAACUUAGUUUGUUUUAUUUGACAAGGGAGAGUGCAUUCCUAAAAGAUAGAAUGUUGGACUUAUAACCAACAAAUGAUAUUUUUAGACCAAAUUUCUGAUUAAACAAUGUCAAUUUGUUGUUUGGUAUUCAAAGCCAGAAAAUUUUUUUCCCAAGAGCAUCUUUGUUCAUGAAUGAGUAAUCCUUUAUGGUCAACAAUGAUGUUGUGAGAAGUUGUGGCAAGUGCGUGUGUGAAUAGCUACUCCAUCACAUGUAUGUCCUUACUUUAUUUUCUUCUACUGAUACAUCAUCGACUCAACAUGAAACAAGAGCUAAAUGUCCAUGGAUUGAUUCUGUUGAAUUCAGUAGCCAUUACAAUAAGCAGUGUGUUUCUAUGUUUUGAUAAAAUACAUGUAUUGAUAACCAGUAGAUCACGAAGUUGAUAGCAAAUGUCAUCUUAAACUUUUUGCAUUCAAUGAAGGAAGAACGCUUCCUAAUCUCCUGGGCUACCUGUGAUCACGUAGGUGUCCUGUGCACGCAAGCAAAAGCUGACCCGUGUUUUAUCGUUCGAUCAGCCGGCCGUUCAUCUUUUCAGCGCCAUUUUGAAUAACGUCACAAUUUCGUACUGCGACGACUGCCUCCUCAAAAACCAUACGAUAUAACUAGCCUUUAAAACCUUUUCAUACACAGAGUAAAUACAGGUUUCACAAUACGCCAUAACCCUUUAUUUGACAACAUACCAUAGGCAUAUUCAUCUAUCCCAAUAACCAAAAAACAAUAUUUCCCCUUUGAAAUGCCGAACGCACUUCCCUAAUCUCCAAUUACUACUAGUUUUACAUAUAAAUACAGUGCAGUGCACUGAGUGUGUAUUUUGCCAUGACUAGUAACUGUAGCAUAUCAAAUUGUAGUAAAAAAAAGGGAAAAAAACAAAGUAGAAGCAGAAGUAGAAGCAGAAGUAGAAGCAGAAGUAGAAGCAGAGAACAACCAUCAAGGAGAGAUGAAAAGUUAGAAUUAAUUUGUUUUUCUCUUUUUGUUUGUAGUGAUCAGUUUCCUUGAUGAUCUUAUUUAUUCUAAUCCUGUGGUUUCAAGUGUAUAGUACAUACUUUCAACUUCAUCCAAGAUGUCAGAUUCUUUUGUCUUAAGAUUCAGUUGUGUAGUUUAUGGACAUCAUUCAGAGAACUUCACGCUCAGCCUUUUUUUAAAUUACAUAUUAAGUAAUUAUGUGGUUCCAUCAUAAGAAAGGUACACUGUACUUGUACUGUUUUUUUUCCUUUUUUCCAGGGUAUAUGCUGAUUAAAUAAUAUGAAAAUAAUUUUUUAUUUGUUGGUAUGUUGUCAUAGAAGAAGGCCAAGGUCACAGUCUCUAAGCCCAAGACGUGACAGAAACAGACAUAGGGACAGAGAUCAUGAAGAAGGAAGGAAUAGGUAUUGAAAGCAAUGGGAACAAUGACCUUCUACUGAACUAAAUAGUGGAAUAGGAUGACCCACAGUUGAUUAUUGUACAUGAGUGAGAGUGUCAGCCAUUUUCUUUAAACUCACUGGAUCUGUUGUAUUAAAAUUUGCCAAAUUCUGGCAUUAAUUGAGUAUUUUAUCAGGAGUUUGAAAUAUGACAACUGUAGUAAGUAAGUACGUAAGUAGAAACUGUAUUUAAACAUGGUGUUUCCAUUUAAACACAAUUUCUCAAAGGACACAAAUUGCUAACUACACUUCCCAAGAAAAGGCUAACCACUAGUUAUAAAAUCUAUAAACCAGUUCUACAAGGAUGCAGUAUAUAUAUAAGAUAGUAAUAGAUAAUCUUGCUUUGGAAAGUGUGGUUUUUCAAUUUUAUUUUGAAAUCAUUAAGAGAGAUGGAUUGUGUUAUCUCAUUAGGCAGGUUAUUCCAUAACACAGCCCCCUAUUCCAUAAACUUUGUUUACAAUUAUUGGUGAAAGGCAGUGGAAUGGAUGGCUUGCAUUCACCUGGUAGCAUUUUUCAGAUUAUAUGUCAAGGCUUCAUUACACAAACAAAAGCAAGAACCCUAGUAAUCUGGAGUCUUGUUAUGUAUGGUGUUAGAUGUCAUAAUUGCUUUGCUUAGGGCUCUUUGAUGAUAAAGUUCAUUCCAAUUUUAAUUACUUGAAAUCUCUUUAAUAUUAUUGUUACAAUUAGAGAAGGUUAUGAUAUGCACCACACAUUUCUUUGUCUUUUGUUAUUUCUGAGAAAUCCUUCUAUUAGUCUUAAUACUUGUACAUGUAGUACAGAUCCCUGAAAAUAUCAUUAAUAGAAAGAUAAUCAGCCUUGACCAAGUGGAAACUGACCAUUGUUUUACUCAGCAGGAGAAGGAGAAGUAGAUCUAGAAGUAAAGGAAGGAAUUACCCAAGAAACAGACAUGGCAGUAGCCAUGUGGAAAAAGCCCCACCUGCAAUUCCAGUUGUGAACCAGGUAUGCCUACAGUUAAUAUGUGGAAAUCCUCAUUUAGCCUGUGUGAGGAAUGUAAUAAUAAUUAGGUAUCUUUUGCUGUUUUCAGAUUUACAGUGGAAAAGUUACCACUGUUAUGCAGUUUGGUUGCUUCGUUCAGCUGGAAGGAUUACGAGGACGACAUGAAGGCUUAGUGCAUGUGUCACAGGUAACUUUUUGGAUAGUGAAGUUGUUGCUUUGAUUCAUAAAACCAGUUGCACUUGAAUUGGUUUAUAUUAUGGUUACUUACUUUGUCAACUUUUUCCAAAGCUGCGGCGUGAAGGUCGAGUGGCUAAUGUGAGUGAUGUGGUGCAUAGAGGUCAAAAGGUUAUGGUAAAAGUUCUCUCCAUGGCUGGUAGCAAGAUAAGUCUGAGUAUGAAGGUAAACAGUUUGUGCUUAAAGCCUAGUUUGAUUUUAAAAAAAAUUAUUUUAUUCUUAAUUUUUGAUACUAUUGAGUACUCCCUUUAGGAUGUGGAUCAAGAGUCAGGAGAAGAUCUGAAUCCCACCAAGUCUAGACAAAAUAUUGGAGGUGAGGCCAGUGACAUGGCCAGGAACCCAGAUAGGUACAACUUGGUUAUCAUACUACAUAAUUAUGUAUUGACUUGAAGUAGAUAUUACAUAAACAAGCAGUUCAGAGAAAUUUUUGUCAUCAAAUAAUUGGUAAAUCUUUGUUAAUAUUUUGCAUUUCAAAUAAAGGUGGAUCAUUUGGAUGUAUUCAAAAAAUAAUAUAGUUGAUGGUAAACAGCAAAUGAACAUGUGCAUAUUUAUUGCUUGUUAGAAACUUUCAAAGUAAUUUUAUCAAAAGGCAUAUUAUCUUUUCACACCUAAACACUAAAGUAGAACACCAAUAAUUAUUGGUCAGUUGCUACUCAUGAUAUGCAAAGAUGCCUCUAAUCAUUUGUGGUAUAUUUUUCUGGAAAAUUUCCCAUGCAUAAUUUUCUCUAAUACUUUUAAAUAUAAUAUUUAAAUAUUUAAGAGAAAUUUGCUUCAUGUAGAUGCACCAAUUUGAAGAAAAGUCAGUAUUUUUAAGGACCAACAAGACAUAUCAUUUGAUUGAUUGAUUGAAAAAUCUCCUCGCAUCAGAUUUUAAAGGAAUUUUUUCAUACUGGGUAUGUCCCAAAAAAUAUCACAUCUGUGCCAGUCUUGAAUAACCUGUGUCUAGAGAGAUUUUAAGCAUUUUUUCCAUGGAUACAAGACAAUUUUUAUAGUUGUUGUGUAAUAUGGUUAGCAUUCCCCUAUUGUUGUGUAUCAGAUAGAUUCCAAGUUGCCGUGCGUCUGUUCAGUAAUAGAUCACAGAUGACACCAAAAUGUGGUAAGAACAAAAAAGUGGCACACGAGGUACAGCCAAGUGUGUCACUGAUGUUCUUACCACAUUUUGACGUCCUCUGUGAUCUAUUACUGAACAGAUGCACGGCAACUUGGAAUCUAUUUGUUUUAUAUAAUAAAAAUUAAAAUAUACGGAAAAAAAGUUUUAAUGAUGACAUCAUCUAUACAUCUGUCCUCCAAUAGAUCAUAAGUGAGAACCAAUCAGAAUGCAUGCAUAACUGAUCCUAUUAUAUAAAUACAUAUAGUUUAUAUUUGGUCAUUUGAACUGUACUGAUUGAAAGUUAUUUUCAUAGGCCAUCUGGCAUCCCUGUAGUCCCAGUCUAUGAAGAAGAUGAACCAAACUCUAGGCGAAAAGUUCAGAGGAUAACAUCGCCAGAGAAAUGGGAAAUAAAGCAGGCAAAUAUCAUAUACAAAAUGUUGCAAAAGUUGGUAGAAUAAGGGAGAUGGUAGAUUUAGACCUUGUUCCUCAAAUAGAGCAAGAUGUUACAUGUCCUCUCACAAGCAUGGGACAAAGAAAAAAACUAAUCAAAGUUUCCCACAUGGAAUCAACCCCUGACCUUUGGACUAUGCGCUCUCAUACUGAACCACUGAGGUACAGGGAAGUCGAUGGUGAGGCUUUUAGUGAGUUCAUUGCAGUGCUAUCAACAUUACAAUGUAAAGUGCACAUGUCUCUUGUGAACUCAGUAAUGGCUUAGCUCACCUUAAAGUUCAUUGUAGGUCAGGGCCCAGUUGUUUAAAGGCCAAUUAGGGCAAUCAUAAGUUUAAAUUUUAUGUCCAGGUUCCUUUAUUUCUUUCCUCAAAAGCCUUUUUGGGAUAAUAGUUCUCUCCUUUUUAGAGCACCCAAUUAUGAAAUUUAAGACAAAAGAAUUAUUGUGAAAUUUCUUUCAGAUAUGAAAUCAGAAUUCACACUAACCCUGGGUCAUUGUAAUCCAGCCUUGAACAACCUGGCCCAGGGCAUCUGAAGCUCUAGGGGUCCAGUCUUUAUGGGGAUUAGGUGUUUUUUUGCAUUUCUCAUUAUUGUUCAGGAAUUAAAAAACACUUGGUUUAUUUUUAUUAUUUUCGGUGCAUGCAUCCUAAUAUUGUUAUGUAAAAUUUAAGUGGGUGGCAUCAGCCUUAAACCAGUGCAGGGCUGAUUUUGUUUUAAUUAUAGCUUAUCUCAGCUGGUGUAUUGGACAAAGCAGACUACCCAGAUUUCGAUGAGGAGACUGGUAUCCUUCCCAAGGAUGAUGAUUCAGGCUAGUGUUGUUGACUUGCCCCAAGGCUUGCACUGCCAGUAAUGUUUAGGGUUUCCUUGGAAAAAACUAAGAAAAAAGGAAUAGAGAACAAGGAAUGUUGAGCCAAGUUGUAUUUAUUAUUAGGUAGUCGGUCACAAAUGUAGUCAGCCACCUGGGCCACAUUUGUUUCUACAUGUUAAAAGAAUUAAAAUUCUACUCCUUAGUAAAUAGAUUUACCGUGAGAGAAAUGUGAAAAUCAUUCCCUCCUAAUCUUUGUGUUACUAUGAAAUGAUUCAACAUUCAUUUUGAAAUUAUUUACUGUAAUUGCUCAGAGAAGGGGACAUGGGUUAAGUGUUUAUCAGCCUCAUGUGAUAACAUUGCUACACUCCUUAUCAAAUCUUCCAUUUUUCCGUUUACGGUUACAUCUCAUUAUAAUGACUCUCUUUCUAACAGAUGAAGACAUUGAGAUUGAAAUCGUAGACGAGGAACCAGCUUUUCUGAGAGGUCAAACAAAAUUGAGUGUAUCUAUGAGCCCUGUGAAAAUUGUGAAGGUAUAAUAACUAAUCCAAAGGCCAGGUUUAUUUUCUCACAUUUCAGAAUUUCUAUUGCAUCCCCGCCUACUUGGUAUGUACAGUAUUAAAGCAUGUACACGACCGCUAAGAUUUCAGUCUUUAUCUUUACCAGUCUGUUUCGUUUUACUGAAGCUGUUAUGAAAUUUCUAGCAAACUGCUUAAUGGCUGAUAGCUUUGAUUGGCGAUGGUUUAAAGCUUGCAAGUUGAAACAGGAUUUGUGUUUUAUAUUAACUUACCAAUUUACAUGCUCUUCAACAGAAUCCCGACGGUUCCCUUCAAAGAGCAGCCAUGACUCAAAGUGCUCUGGCGAAGGAGAGAAGAGAACUUAAACAAGCCCAAAGAGAAGCACAGGCAGACAGUAUACCCAAAGAUCUUGGAAAACUGUGGAUUGAUCCUAUACCCGAUGGUGAGUGUUAGCUACCUCUACCCUUGACUGUUCCGCUUGCCCCUUACUGGAGCUCUGAAAGGCACUUCUGGCCAGAGUGUAAUGCAUGUAUGCUACUAAUAUCCCAAUGCUGUGGGUAGUAUUCCACGAAUUGUGUUCUGGUAACGUAAAGUAUAUUAUAUAUGCCCUCCUUUUGGACUGUUCGAUGACAAGACUAUCCUAUGUCAUGGUAUCUACCAAGAGAUUUAGAUUGCAAACGCUAAAUUAUAACUUGGAGUAGAAAUAGAAAUAAUCAGAAUACUCAAUAUGCAUGAAACCAUUGUUAAUAGUCUUGUUUGUUGCUGUUCAGUGGAUGGUGAUAAGCCAAUCUUCGCUCAAGAUAUGCGAGGAGUUGGAUUGACAAAUGAAGAUAUGCCUGAAUGGAAACGAGCUACAUUUGGUGGGAAUAAAGCUUCAUACGGAAAGAAAACAAAUUUGAGUAUACUGGAACAGAGGCAAGGAUUACCAAUCUACAAGCUUCGAGAAGAGUUGCUAAAGGUUUGUUUUGGCAUAAAGCAUUUGUUUGUUAAAGCAUUUGCAUCUAAGCUCUGGCAACAGUAAUUAACCGUUCUGGCGGCAUCAUACAGGUUGGUUAUACUGACAUGGAUAUUCUUUUUUCUGCCUUGGCCGGUUAACCUUUUGGGAGGGGAAGGGGAAUUUAAGGGAAUACUCAGUUUAGUGUUUAAAGAUUCACCUAUGAAGUAUUUUGCGGUUUGUUGGUAAAAACCGAAACAGCAGUGCUCGUAAUAGGCAGAUUCAACCUGCUCGAACAAAGUAGCUCUUUAAGUUCUUUUUCUGUUUUAAUAGGCCGUGAUCGAAAACCAUGUUUUGAUCGUCAUUGGUGAAACUGGGAGUGGGAAAACUACACAAAUAACACAAUAUCUGGCAGAGGAAGGCCUUCUAAGCGCCGGAAAACUUGCUUGUACUCAGCCAAGGCGAGUGGCAGCUAUGUCAGUCGCCAAACGAGUGUCAGAAGAGUACGGCUGUCGACUUGGACAGGAAGUAGGGUACACCAUACGAUUUGAAGACUGUACGAGUUCGGAGACAAAGAUCAAAUAUAUGACGGACGGUAUGCUGCUUCGGGAGUGUCUUCUCGACCCGGAUUUAAAUCAAUACGCCAUCGUGAUCCUCGAUGAAGCACACGAGCGCGGGAUAAAUACCGAUGUACUCUUCGGAUUGAUGAAGAAAACUGUAGAAAAGCGAUCCGAUUUGAAGUUGAUUGUCACCUCGGCCACGCUGGAUGCAGUCAAAUUUUCAACGUAUUUCUUUGAGGCUCCCAUUUUCACGAUCCCAGGACGGACUUUUCCUGUGGAGAUUUUGUAUACAAAAGAAGCAGAGACAGAUUACCUGGAUGCAUCCCUUAUCACGGUCAUGCAGAUCCAUUUGACUGAGCCGCCAGGAGAUAUUCUUGUGUUUUUGACAGGUUGGUAUUGGACAGAUUCUUGUUUUCUUUUCAGUUUUAAGGGCAAUUUUCAAUCGAAUGUCGAAAGUAAAUCGGUACUUCAUUGGUAUGCCUAUGAUGAGUGACUAGUCCAAAUAAACAAGCGCGACGUCCCCUAAAACAAAUAGAUUAAAAAACGUAGACGUAUCGCCAUCGGGUAACUCAGUGAAUUUUCUUGUUCUUAUGGCAAUCUUCAUGUUUUAACUUUGAGUUCUCACUGUCUUGUUCUUUUUAGCCUUUUGAUUGAUUGACCGUUGCGUUACUUUGUUUUGGUUUUAAGAACUGCUGUCUGUUUCCAUUAGCAUUGUUUCCAUUAUACUCGGUUACCUUUGUAUAGGCGCAUUUCGUUCCUUUUUCCGAUUAGAACCUUCCACUCACGAAAAAAGGACUCCAGAGAAAAGGAAAAUUGCAUGAACGCCUUCCUGUUAUGAGCUCUCGAAAAUUUGUCGUGGUGGCUGAAACCUACUCCCUGAUUGUAUCAGAUUUACCUACUGAUCUACGUGCCCCGAUUAACAGUAGCAGAGAUAUUUACUGUUUACUAUUGAAGAGUUUUGUUCUAGGUCACUUGGCGGUGAGUUUUCCAUUGACUUUAUUAGCUGAUUUUCUCCUUCAUUGUUCAAAUUUGCUAACUAAAAGAAACUUCAUGUCAGGGCACAGCCAACUAGAUUUCCUUCAGCGUAAGUUCAGAGGAAGACUAUCAAUGACCCCGAACCGGUUUUUAUUUUCUGUCUUCCAGGUCAAGAAGAAAUUGACACAGCAUGUGAGAUUUUGUACGAGCGUAUGAAAAGCUUAGGACCGGAUGUUCCUGAGUUGAUUAUUCUGCCAGUUUAUAGUGCUUUGCCAUCGGAGAUGCAAACCAGAAUAUUUGACCCCGCCCCACCUGGCAGCAGAAAGGUAAAAAACCAGCCACAAUAACAUCUUAAAGUCUGUAGUUGACACCCUUAAUAAAUACGUGCUUUUGACCAAGCGUAAAUUAAAUGUUUUGUUAGUUUAUAUAUGUGCAAAACAAAUCCACUUUUACUUUUAAAAGACAAUAAAAAAUAACGUGCACAAGAUCUAUAUUCUGGAUUGAUUUGGUUGUUAUUUUAUCACAGGUGGUAAUUGCCACUAACAUUGCUGAAACAUCGUUAACAAUUGACGGUAUCUACUAUGUGGUUGAUCCGGGAUUUGUAAAGCAGAAAGUCUACAACUCCAAGUUAGGAAUUGACGCUUUGGUCGUGACUCCCAUCUCGCAGGUUCAUAUCUUGCUUGCUGUUGUUUUUUCACGUCCAGUUGUUGUUUUUUCUUGUUCGGCUGUUUUUUUUUAGAGCUGUUUCGCAUUUCGCUUUCAGAGGUACUAGUUUUUCGUAUCAAGAGACUUUGAAAUUACAUGGUAUCCCAAGCAUUUCAAACUGUACACUCAAUAUUAAGUAUAUUGAAACAACUAUUCUAGGCUCAAGCUAAGCAGCGCUCUGGCCGCGCGGGAAGAACGGGUCCUGGUAAAUGCUAUCGACUGUACACGGAGCGUGCGUACAGAGAUGAGAUGCUGCCGACCGCUGUACCUGAAAUCCAGAGAACUAACUUGGCAAGCACUAUACUGUCACUCAAGGCUAUGGGAGUAAAUGAUUUGCUCUCCUUUGAUUUUAUGGAUCCACCGCCCAUGGAGGUAUUGUAUUGUGUUCCCCUUCUCACUGUGAGAGUCCCGUCAGAUCAAUUCUCAAUUGGAAGGCAAAGGGUUUGCUUCUUUAGGCUAAAUGAUCUAGAAACUCAAGCCGCUCUCUCGACCGAUUCUGAAGCAAAAUUAAGACAAUAGUGGCCCGGUCAUUUGCGUUUUUUCAGCGCGUGAAGCUGUUUCUUCAACUUGAAAUUCUCAUUGAAUAGUUAGAGUAAUAAUAUUUUCUUUCCGAAAAGUCAUUAUAAUUUUGGUUUUGGUUUUGGUUUUGGUUUUGGGGCACGUAUCUGAAAUGUUCUCGAUUGAAAUCUGAUGGCUUAGUGGGUCUUUGAGUUUGAACCACAUAGGCAACGUGGAUCUGUAAAAGUGUUUGAAUAAUGUUGCAACUCAUUAUUCUCUGAAGAGUUUAUAGGCAAAAAUAAAUUUGGAAGGAAGUAUUGCGUCGAAUGUUUAAACGACGAAGGACUUUUUCUGUGUUUACAAGGCGGUUUAGGAGAAUUCGAAACAUUUGCGAAGGCCUUAGGCGCAGUAGAGGGUUUACUUAUUUUUCCGAGAAUAACUCUAACCCUUCGAGUGUUUAGACGAGGCUCUGUAAAAACGGAAAGAAGUCCUCUUUUGCUUCUAUAGAGAUAUUUCAAAAAUACGCGAGGAUCUAAAAGGCCACAACCGUGCUUUUCUUUCCUUUAUUUAAUGUAGUCUUUUGUAAACAUUCCUAUCGACCAAUAAGAGCGACCCGAAUUCUCAGGUAUUCAUAAAUUAAGUUCUAGUUCUAACGUUGUUUGACCUCGAAAUCCGAGCUUCGAAGCGUCAACGGUUGGGUUUUGCUGUAGAAUAAGAACAAGCAAAGGCAGGAGUAAAAUGAAUAAAGAGGGGGUAAGUUUCUAAAGAGACUGUGGUGCUGCGUCGGUGGGAGAGUACAACAGUUAAUUUGGUAUUAUCAACUGAGUCGAUAACAUAAAUUGGCCACCGUUGAGAGUUUGAAAGCUGACGUUUCAAACGUUAGCCGUUCGCCAGAGCGAAUGACGAACGGCUUACGCUCGAAACGUCAGCUUUGAAACUCUUAACGGUGACCAAUUUUCGUCAUCAACUCAGUUGAUAAAAUCAAAGCUCAGGUAAAGUGUUUGCUGUUUUAAGUUUGUGCUCAUGUAUAGUUAGGCUCAAUGACCAGCUGGUGUUCGGGAAAUGAUCUCGUGGUCCACGCCGAGAACGAAGGCCGUGGGUCGAGAGAGAGGUAGCGGAAAUUGAGCUAAAUGUCUGACGAAACCAGUCUUUAUAGCAGUCGAUUUAAUAAAAAUUUUAUCGUCAGACCAUGAUUUCAGCUAUGGAACAGUUACACUCACUAAGCGCCUUGGACGAUGAGGGCCUGUUAACUAGACUUGGAAGACGAAUGGCGGAGUUUCCUCUGGAGCCACAAUUGUCGAAGAUGUUAAUUCAGUCGGUACAUCUAGGUUGCAGUGACGAGGUGCUCACCAUUGUUUCCAUGCUUUCUGUACAAAACGUCUUUUACAGGCCUAAGGUGAGUAAUGCAACCCCCUCCUCCACCCUUGAGUAGCCUCAUCGAGAAAGAUCGUGUCGGUUACAAAACUAAGAAAAGAAGUAUCGUGUUUCAAAGUUUACAACGCGAUUUAAACUCAGUUGUGAUUCUGACGUGCUGUGUUCUUUUUGAGUAUUUUUUAUGUAUUAAAAAGAAAUAGCUAUCUUAGCGUAUCUAGUGGUAUGUUGCUCGUACAGAUCAGAUCGCCGCAAUUGGGUAUGUAUCUCACACUAAUCAGAUCGCCACAUGAGGGUUUGUAUCUCGCACCAAUAAGAUCGCCACUUUAGGUUAUGUAUCUCGCACACAAUUGAGUUUUCGCAGUCUCCUUCGCAUCCGUUGUUUGGUCUGAGAGGGCGCGUUCAGAAAGUACAGUAAGCGUAGCACCAGUGCAGUUGAUUUCUGCUUAGAACUGUUCAGACAAUAGUGACAACAGAUCACAAAAUAUCAGUGUCUGAUUUUACAACAUAUCAAUUGGAAGGGUAUCUUUUUGUUGGAAACUUUGAAAGUUAAACGCUCGUUUUCUUUACAAAAUUGAAACAAACAGUUACUCAAAGUGUUUCAUCUUACCCACCCAUUCAAAAAAACUAAUUUGCGUGCAUGGCAUGCUAAUAUUUAAUUCUUUAUAGGACAAGCAGGCACUUGCUGAUCAAAAGAAAGCUAAAUUUCACCAAGCUGAAGGAGACCACCUUACAUUACUCGCUGUUUACAACUCUUGGAAGAACAACAAGUUCUCGAAUCCAUGGUGCUUUGAGAACUUUGUGCAGGCCAGGUCACUGAGACGCGCUCAAGACAUCAGAAAACAAAUGCUUGGUAUUAUGGACAGGUACUGGUUCGUAUCUAAAAUGAUUCAUGGGAGAACCUUACAUGUACGAAAAGAAUCUGCCAAUUUUUUUUCCUCUGCAGUGUAGAAAAAAACUGCAAAAAUGUCUUGUAAUAAAUAAAUGAAUCGGUUGUUCAACCAUCAUGCAAUCCCAGCAUUAGAACCACCUAGCUCUCGAAAUCUUAUGCUUAAACCCGAUCUCGUUUCCAGUCUUAGUAGUCAGUUGAAUAUCGAGAGACGGAGCAGCACAGGCGUUAUCGUACUGGCCUCGGUUGUUCAAGGGUUGGAUAACGUUAUCCAAGGGAUAAAUCGUUACUCCGUGGAUAGCGCAGUGCGGUUUGUAAUCACUUAUCCGAUUUAUCCGUUAUCCGCCCUUUAUACUAUUACUAAGGUAAGCUCUAGUGGUGUGGGUCUAAUCAUAUCAAUUGCAUUUUUAGACACAAGCUUGACGUGGUGUCUUGUGGCAAGACGACAUCCCGGGCGCAAAAAGCCAUCACGAGCGGUUUCUUCCGUAACGCCGCCAGAAAAGAUCCACAGGAAGGCUACCGCACUGUGACGGAUAACCAGGUGGUGUACAUCCAUCCAUCCAGUGCGCUGUUCAACCGGCAGCCGGAGUGGGUGGUGUAUCAUGAGCUCGUUUUAACAACUAAGGAGUACAUGAGAGAGGUCACUACUGUAGAUCCAAAAUGGCUGGUCGAGUUUGCGCCCGCGUUCUUUAAGAUGGGCGAUCCCACCAAACUGAGCAAGCGUAAAAGACAGGAGAGAUUGGAGCCGUUGUACAACAGGUGAGGACUGGCAUUUGAAAUCACUAAAGUAACUUCACGUUGUUUUUGAAUAUACGUGGGCUAUCAGCCGGUUAGCAAUGAAAGCUCAUUUAUUAGUCAAAUCAGACUACCGGUAUUUGGAGCAUAGCUUCCAAAUGAAUGUUUGUUGUUGUUGUUAUGCAACUUUACAUCGUUGGGAAAGAAAUUAAGAUUUUUUUUUAACAAAGUAGGAGUGUGUUUGUUAUUAACGUUGUGUUUCGUUCCGUGGUUUUUUUUUACAGAUACGAAGAACCAAAUGCUUGGCGUAUUUCUCGCGCCUUCAGAAGAAGGUGAAGAUGAUUUUCACCAUGGCAACCACUAUGACCGCUUUUCAAUUGAUCACCAAGCUGAGCUCAAUGAACUGCUUGUAGAGAAUUAUAAUCAGUAGCAAUUACGGUGUAUUUCAGAUGGAACAAAAGUGUUGUGUGAAUAAAUUAAUGAUCUUGGCAUGCUUAUCAUAUUUUAUGGAGAUGCUAAUUUCAGUGUGUCUUAUGUGUAAAUUUUAACUGUCGUACCAGUCAGCCGAAAAGUAAUAUUCUGUAUUUACCAAUAAAAAGUGAUUGCUUCUUCGAUAUUUGUUGCCGUAUAAGACUAUAGUUAGACGUUUCCGUGAUUGCUUACUCCACUUCCUAAACGUAUACGCGC
This is a messenger RNA of Pocillopora meandrina, 21276 nucleotides long. Lineage: Eukaryota; Metazoa; Cnidaria; Anthozoa; Scleractinia; Pocilloporidae. The record is from the annotation of a GenBank genome assembly.